AUGUUACCAGCGUACGAUGCAAUUGCCAAUGUUCUUCUUCGUUGGCUGGGAGCCGAUAUAGAAAGUAAUGUUAGACUGGCUGAAUUCCAACCGAUUCUGCGUUUUCCAUCAAAUCUUCUCAAACUCCAACGCGGUGUAACGACGUUUGGUGGAGUUACACUUUCUCCGUUUGAAAUUUCACACACGGGUGAUCUUUAUGUUGACAAAAUUAUUCUUGGGCCUGAUGCCACUCUUGGCAAUGGAUGCACACUGUUACCGGGUACGUUGCUCGCAUCUGAUACAAUGGUGGGCAAUUUGACACGAGUCACAAGAAAAACUGAUAGUUCUUACGGCAGUACGGUACUGCUCGGAAUUCCAGGCCGUCACAUGCCGUUCGUGAUGCCCGAAGAAACAAAGAAACCUUGUCGCACAUUCGAACAACGCCUGUACAAAGUGGCCCCUGUCGUGGUGAAUCAUUCAAGUGUGCUCAUGAGUCGUUCAAAUGUUCUCUCAGGAUCAAUACUCCAUGGACGAAAUCGUCUUCUUCCAUUCACACUUGUCAUGAAGAAUGAUCAAUUGAACUUCAAUACAGUUUGGUCAGGAGUACCAGCACGGCAACUCAUUUGA
This is a messenger RNA of Rotaria sp. Silwood2, 606 nucleotides long. The record is from the annotation of a GenBank genome assembly. Lineage: Eukaryota; Metazoa; Rotifera; Eurotatoria; Philodinida; Philodinidae.